CAUAGUAGCCACAUUUUUAUCUUUCGACCGGUUUAUGCUGUGCAAAUGUAGGUACCGGAAUUUGGAGUACAAUAAUUAUUACUGAUUUUCCGUGACCAACCAAAUCUGAUUCCAUCAGCAUGUCGACUAGCAAUCCAAAUUCUCCCUCCCAGCGAAGUCCCUUAGUGGACCGAACGCUCGAUCUCUACCUGACCAAUAGACGCUCCCGCGAGUGCCUUAAGUGGGGAUCGAUUAAUAUAGCACUGCUGUCCAUCCUGUUGUUCGACAUCUCCAACAAGUGUCCAUAUUCCUUCUCCCAGUGGUACUAUUUGGAGUAUGCAGCGGCAGCGAUUCUCACCGGAAGCGUACUGUACUACUUUGGUCGUUACUUCUACUAUCUCUUCAGUAGAGAAGCCCUUAAGGGGACGGAACAGCAACGGAAGUUGCUUAAAUUCGACAACGACGACCAUUCUUUCAUAACGACGACGCCUGCAUCGAAGAAGCCAACCACUGCCAGUGCGACUCCCGCCAAUGUGACUUCGGUGAGUUUACAUUCGUUCAACGAAAGUACAUUGUCUGCGCCGUCUCCGGGCUGGAUUUUCAACCGAGGUAGCCCUAUGCAGCAAGGUACACCACAUGUCGGCACCGUUCAUCAUCAAUCGUUCGAGGGUUCGUUCAAUGCAAGCGCCAAUAAUUCCGGUGCUUUCUCGCCGUCGACCCGGAAGUUGGCCAACAAGAGUGACUUCAUCGUCGACGAGAAAGGAUUACAGAGCUAUUUGAGGGAGAUGUCAUAUGAAGAGAAGAACAACAGUGCCUUCCUGGAGCGGAUGAAUACUUCUGGAAGCAGUUUGAAUUCGUUCUGGAAUAGCUACAAGCUGGACGAUAUGUCAAAUUUGCUGAAAUCUUCUCUGUAUCAGCUUUCACCUUCGGCUCCACCGAGUAAGCAGACCAUGAAGGAACACGAGAGUGGACCGUACAAUCCAAUCGAUGCAGACGUCAGUUCGGAAGUGCUGAAGAAGGUUUCUUCGGUGCAGCUAUCCAACUAUGUCGCUAAACUCAGAAUGUGGAUUUCGAUGACCAUUCUGCAACGAAUCGUUGCGGAAAUUAACAGCAUCGAUCACUCGUUCAAGACUCGGGGUUUCUCCGACAUCCAACUAGGCAGUGUCGGUCUGGAGAGAUUGAAGAAAACGGCAGAAAACCAGCAGCUGGUAACUCUGUAUAUUCCAAAGCUUCCGCUCUUAAUUCCUUUCCUGGAGAUGUCCACCAACCAGGAGUAUUUGGUUCAGCGGAUUAAAGAUCUCUCCAAGAGUAGUUGCAUCGCUGAUUACCGCUGGAACUCUGGGACAUCCUACAAAGGUGUCAGCUGGGACGAACAUCUACCGACGGAUUCAGCCAUCAUCUUCCACCUGUUUUGUACCUACAUCGACAGUCAACUGCGACCGCUACCCCAACCCGGUGGUCGUCCAUUCUACAAUCGGUACGUUGUAAUUUCCGACAAAAAGAGCCCCAAGGAAACGUUGGCCGAGGUGAGCACGAAGAACAAAGCCAAAUGUGCCAUCCUUUGCUCGAAUCCGAUGAAGCCAAAGUUCAACUUCGUUUCGGACGAUAAGAUUCACAAUUGCGCCCAUGAUCGCAACAAUCUGUUCUACGUCAUCAUUCAGUUCCUAAUCUACAUGAAGAAUCACCAGGAGGGAUUGGUCGAGGGAAUCAACCUCGGGAAGAGCGGUAUUAACAUUCUGUGUGUCCUGGAAGACUAGGUUUGAAAACAAAGGUCCAUCUAGCAGUAAGUAUUUGUCCUCACAAUUUCUUUUUUAAGUUAGCAAUUUUGUGAAAUUUAACUAGGUAGUUUUGUAAAAUAAUGUUUUGCUACGAGUUUCAAAAAUCUAA
Molecule: messenger RNA, 1866 nt
Organism: Ochlerotatus camptorhynchus
Lineage: Eukaryota; Metazoa; Arthropoda; Insecta; Diptera; Culicidae
Product: transmembrane protein 209
Exons: 6
Coding region: 120-1736 (538 amino acids)
Cellular component (GO): membrane
Source: RefSeq, a predicted model, not a curated record